CAUGCAUCAGCGCCAUGCGUGGGGCGCUCUUUCCUCAGGGCCGGCCCCAUCUCGCGGUCAUCAGCCCUGAACGUUGUUUCGUACCCCUUUGGAACGAAGACUAACUGGAAUCUCGACCCAGGGAAGACGGAGCAUAAAAAUUGCUGUGUAUACUCGGAGCACAGAGCUGUACUAGCUGUAGCCGUCUCGAAGCUUCAGCGUCAACAGCCAGGAUACAGUAAACCUCGUGACUUAGCCUUUCCAGAUGUUUCCCCAAGUUUCGUCUAAUGACGGGCACCUAAUACAUUUGCUCUUCAUCGCGUCCGUAUUCGCUUUGGGUACUACGGUCCUCAACGCAUACCACAGUUUGCAUUUGCGUUCUCAUAUGCUUGCGUCGCGAAAUCAUAAGGAGUAUUCUUAUCUUGGAGAUGAUUUCCCUCCUCGAAUACCGAGCUACAUACAGCCUGCUGCGAUGGAAAUAUUAAACGGCAGCGAUAUCUAUCCUUUAGACGAUGACAAGAAGUGGGCCUCCGUUGUACCCCCAGGCCAUGGAUUUGUUCGUAUGGGUCAAACGGGUCGGCCUUUUUCCAUUUCUAUGGGCCAUCAACUUCACUGUCUCAACGGUAUUCGCUUUGCGUAUGUCGCCGCCCGUAACAACUAUUUCUCUGACCCGGGCGACAUCAUCACAUCUUUCAAUCAUGCCAAUCAUUGCUUUGAUCUCAUUCGACAAAGCAUUCUAUGCAACGCAGAUACUACGCUGGUUCCAGCAGGAGAGUCUGGCACACCAGGGACGCUCUACGGAAGCCUCCACCGAUGUCGUGAUUGGACUCAAGUACGUUCAUUCGCAGCCAACAACCAGAGACAUUGGAAGGGGGUGCCUCUUGAACCAGACUCGAAACUGUCUUCUGCAGAUGGCUGGUGAACGAGUUCGUAUUAACAUGCAGCGGUACCAGGUAAUGGCGCAAUAUACUUAGCAAAGCGGCAUUAUUUGGCUCGGACCUAGACCUUUCAACGAGGAAGAAACUAAUGAUUUGUUUUAUCAUGGAAUGAAUCUAGACUCUCUUGUACUGCUAGUAGUAAGGUUCGUAUUAUAAAUGAUAUCUCCGGACUGGAUACGCUCAAGGACUUAAUAAUAUCCUAACUGGUGUAUGAGAAGUCUUAUCAGGGCUGUUUUUCAUAUCCCACUAAGUCUAUACCCC
Messenger RNA from Guyanagaster necrorhizus, 1178 nucleotides. RefSeq lists its product as uncharacterized. The transcript has 4 exons. The record is from RefSeq and is a predicted model, not a curated record. NCBI's taxonomy places the organism in Eukaryota, Fungi, Basidiomycota, Agaricomycetes, Agaricales, Physalacriaceae. Bases 245 to 901 code for a protein of 218 amino acids. Gene Ontology annotation, biological process: mycotoxin biosynthetic process.